AAGUUCGGUGGAGAGUUUCUUCUCUACUCCCCUCUCACAAUAUUCUUGUCGCCUUCGUCACUGACUCACUCGGCUUCUAGGGUUUAUGUUUUCUGUACAUUUAUGCACAAUAAUUUAGCCAUAUUUUACACGGCCGCCGCCAAAAUCACGAUCGACCACACUUUUUCCUCAAUUAGAUGGCGUCUGACUCGUGGAUUUCUCGUCUCUCGGCAACUUCUUCCCGGCGAUACCAAUCACGAUCUGAUCUGUUCUAUGAAGGACACGAUGAGAUACAGGGCGACGAGGAUUCUAGGCCAGAGUUUUUAUGCCCCUUCUGUGCUGAGGACUUCGACAUUGUAGGGCUUUGUUGCCACAUCGAUGAAGACCAUCCUGUUGAAGCCAAGAACGGGGUGUGCCCAGUUUGUGCAAAAAGAGUGGGAAUGGAUCUCGUUGGCCACAUUACUGUGCAACAUGGGAGCUAUUUUAAAGUGCAGCGUAAGAGGAGAUUGCGUAAGGGUGGAUCUAAUUCCACAUUCUCGAUGUUGAGAAAAGAACUGCGGGAAGGAAAUUUGCAGUCCCUUCUUGGCGGAUCCUCAUACAUCAUUUCUUCCUCCAACACAGAGCCUGAUCCAUUGUUGUCAUCAUUUAUAUUUAACCCUCCUGUUGACGAACCUGUGAUUGUAGAACCGCUUUCUUCGUAUGAAGCAAGCUCUGUGCAGGAAACUUCAGAAGAGGAAUUUCUAGAUAGAAAAGUCCAAGCACUGCCUUUAUCAGACAAGGAUCAAGAGGAGAGGGCUCGGAAGAGUGAGUUUGUGCAAGGACUGUUGCUGUCCACAAUGCUUGAUGACAUCUUAUAAAUGAGAAUGGGUGUUUGCAAGCGACAGACAGACCACAAUGUCUAGAGAUGGGGUAUUUAAAUUAUAAUAGCAGGACUGGGUCAGAAGUAGUGAGGGGAAACUAUUAAUAUUAUGUCAUAAGUGGUAAGAGUUAGGGUAUCACUCCCAUUGUAUCUAAGUAUUAUGUGUAUAAUAAUAAGAAGGCUUAAAACCUUGUCUUCUUCUGUAUGCUUGUUUUCUUACUAAACAGAUGAAGGGAAAAGCAUGUAGUGUUCUGCAUUCUAAUUUCACGAACCUGUUGAUCUA
Molecule: messenger RNA, 1121 nt
Organism: Tripterygium wilfordii
Lineage: Eukaryota; Viridiplantae; Streptophyta; Magnoliopsida; Celastrales; Celastraceae
Product: protein DEHYDRATION-INDUCED 19 homolog 4-like
Exons: 5
Coding region: 177-836 (219 amino acids)
Source: RefSeq, a predicted model, not a curated record